Hydractinia symbiolongicarpus is the source of this 519-nucleotide messenger RNA. RefSeq names its product putative pre-rRNA-processing protein esf2. NCBI's taxonomy places the organism in Eukaryota, Metazoa, Cnidaria, Hydrozoa, Anthoathecata, Hydractiniidae. Bases 1 to 519 code for a protein of 172 amino acids. The transcript has 2 exons. The record is from RefSeq and is a predicted model, not a curated record.
AUGAAAGUAGUUAUUGUACUUUUCGCUCUAUUUGCAGCUUCGUUAGCAGCACCAAUAACAAAAAGAGAUAAUAAUUUCAGUUUCCUCUCGUAUUACUUUACAAUAUUUUACCACUUUCCAUUUGAAAAGAAUCCAAACCAACGGACUUCAAAUCAAACCAGUGUCUCCAAACCUGAACGAGAAGACGUAGAGAAUAUCAAGAAUCAGUUGGAAGAUUAUAAUGAGUUACAAGAUAUAGAUGCUUCUGAAGACCACUUCGAUGAAGGGGACGAGGAUGAAGCUGAAGAUAUGGAGUUAGCCAUACCAGAUGAUGACGAAUUUCAAAUCUUUAAUGACAUUGAUGAGGAUCCUGAGGAAGAAGCCGAGGAGGUUCUUAAUAAUAAUUCCAGAGUUCCAGAGCAGGAAUUCGACAAAGAGGAGUCCAAAGAGAAAUCAGACAAAAUCGAAGUGAUUCCACCUAUGGAUUCUGACGAAAUCGAAGAUAUCGCGAUAAAAAACGAAUCCUACGAAAACGAUUAG